This is a messenger RNA of Sitodiplosis mosellana (orange wheat blossom midge), 11231 nucleotides long. RefSeq lists its product as uncharacterized. Bases 4955 to 10975 code for a protein of 2006 amino acids. NCBI's taxonomy places the organism in Eukaryota, Metazoa, Arthropoda, Insecta, Diptera, Cecidomyiidae. The record is from RefSeq and is a predicted model, not a curated record. The transcript has 5 exons. Gene Ontology annotation, cellular component: actomyosin contractile ring. Gene Ontology annotation, biological process: mitotic cytokinesis; actomyosin contractile ring assembly; septin ring organization.
CACACAUGAAGCCGAUAAACGAACGUUAAACGUCAAAUUUUGAAUGCGAUUUGAAUUUACUCGUUGGUUUGUUAUUUUGAGCGCAAUUCGCCAAUGCAGUACGACCUCACGCAGUAGGGCAUUGCAUGCAGACGGGCUAUUGUUUAUGCGUUGUUCGUACUUUUUGUGUUCGCAUCGGCCGAGGAUCAAAUACACUUAUUUCAAUAUCGUUGUGUCUGUUUUUCUGUGUGACCGUGCAAUUCGUUCUUGUUUCAAUUAAUUUAGUGAAUUAGUUUUGUUCUGUUUGUUUCGUCUGACCAAAAAUGCAAUUUUAAGUUUUAUUUUAACUAUUUUUUUUUUUGAUGUGGUCAACAAUGAAUGGUAAGCAGCCGUUGCUAUCUCAAUGCGUCGAUAAAUGUUUGAGAUUUGUUAAUGAAGUGUUAGUUGAUGACGGUUGAUUGAAUGGAUGAGUGUAUUAAAAGCGGACAAAAUAAUUGUUGCACGCGUUAUCAUUUUGGGAAAAAUGUUUGUGGUUAAUUAAUUUGUGGCGCAUGUUCGAAUUGCGGCCACAUUUUUUCGGCGAACAAAACAUAAAAAGUGAGCAAAGUUUUUGCUUGCGUGCCUUGGAAUACGAUCGUUUUAUUUUUGGUUAGUGUAGAUGCGCUAUAGAACGAGCGUUGUUGCCUGUGUGUGUAGUACUUUCCAUUUAAUUGUGGCUCGACUCCUCUAUAUACUCCGUUGUGCACUGUGCCACCACGGCAAUGACGACAACAACAAUAAACAGGCCACAAAAUCCUGUCAUUUAAAUGUGUGGUGCUGUGAAGGCAAAAUACGCGAGAAAUACGCGACUUAACUGGAAAUCAUAAAAAAUGGGUUGUCUGCAUACUUGUGCAUAUGCAUCGAACGUGCAUGCGCGAUUGCCUUAUAUAUAAAAUGUUCCUUUUUGAUACGCGCAUGCACAUUGUUGUAUAUAAAAUGCCGAGUUAUUCGCGACGGCACACGAAUCUGUGGCCGUGCGGACCAAAGUGAAAGAAUGAGAAACAGAACGAAAAGAGAAAACGCGGAUGAUGGAAGAAAAAAAAACCAGCACGAGCCACACAUGCUUCACAAUGAAGCAUGAGGUAGAUUUGGCAUUCGAUAUAUUCGCCGCUCACGUACACACUCUCACUCAAUGUAUUUCGUCUGGUCGGGCACGGUCACAAACUACACAUCAUUCCAUUUUAUUUGGUCUUCGUCCACUCGUUUCGACCGGUCACAUAAUGAACAAUAUAAACAAACUUGAUUAGUGUUUUUAUGCGAUUUUUGUCAAGCCGAAACAUUGAGCGAAAGACGAAUGAGCGAACACAGUUAGGCGCAAAAGAAGAAAAAAAACCCAAGCACAUCGAAAUAAAAAUCAAGAGGCCAAAAGAAAAACGAAAAAGGCUUUAAACAACAAAUCGGUAAACUUGAUUUUGCACGUUCUUCUUUUUAAAUAUUCUCGCUCGGCCAUUAUGUUAUGUGGCACUUUUUCGUGAAUAAUCGUCAUCAUUAACUGAUGCCAUUGAUAUCCUCGCACUCGCGCGCGCACGCACAGCCAUCACAAGAGUUCAAUGAUUUAGCGCGAUACAUCCACAGUAUUUUGUUUUGCAUGUGUUCGCCACUUUCUUGUUUUAAGUUUAUGCAAAAUCCAAUUGAAAAAAAAAUUGAGGAGAAGAGAGAAUAUGAUGGAUAUGAAGAAAGAAAACACGUUGAAACAAGUGAAUAGCGAAAAAAUGUUAACGUUUUUUUCCCUUCAUUUCACAUUAAUUGGUCUAUGAAUAGAAACCAGAAGCUCUAAUGCCCAGAACAUGACGACGUGCUCAUUGUCAUUUCAGAAGCAAAGUGGUGACGAUAUUACGCUUGAACAGCAACAUUAACUGAAACAUUUUAUUUGUUUGCGCGCACCAACACGAUUUUCAAUACAAUUCUUCUAACCAAGUUGUAACCGUGAAAGUCGUUAUUAUACAAUUAAUUUCAAUUGCAAAUCGGUUUAGAACCAGUGAUUUGUGUUGCAAUUGAGAAGAUCAAAUGUGAUACAAUCAACAUAUAGAGAGAUAUAUGGACCAGUAUUUGAUGAAACGUUAUGUAAAAAAAUACUUUACCAUCAAAACAUAUCCAAACAUUGCAUACGAUCGAUCUGAGUUAGUUGUAAUACAAAAACGGUAGCAAUCAAACGUUUCCCUUCUCAUAAGUGCGUAUAAUAUUUCAUAUUUUUAUUAGUUUGAUUGAAAGUCAUAACUGUGUGAUGAAAAAAUAGAUUUGUCAGAAUAUUGGGACCAGAGUGUUAGUCAAAUGAAUGUGAGAUCAGCCGCACAACAGAAGAGAAUUAGUUAAAAUUGAGUUUCAUUGAUUCCAAUUUCGAUGGCCUGUGAUUGUGCUGCGUACGAUAUGGUGUGUAUGUGUGCUUGUGUACUUUUUUCGUCUGUUUGAUCCAGUAUGACGCGUAAUAUCCGCAUUCGUAUUUUCAGUAUACGGGCUAUUUAAUUGACCUCAAUACAAAGGCAUUUUGGUGUAGUUUUACGUCAACGGUUAUUUUUCGGAUGAGGCAACAAGAUUUAACUAUGUCUGGAAAUUAACACCGUUUUUUUGCGCCAACAACAAAAACCGAAUGAAAAAAACGUCGAGCUCCAGAAAUCCGUGUUGGUAAAAUAAAACUGUGAAUUUAAAUGAAAUGCUAUUCUCAGCACAAUUUUCCAUGUAUUUAAAUGCAAAUUCCGUGCAUUUAUGCAUCGGACUCAAUGUACAAUUUAAAUGCGGUCUCCGUUUUCGAAAUAAACCCAUAAAAUAGCUUCGUUUUGAUGUCUAUUGUUUAAUGGUUUUCUGUAUCGUUUUUAUCGUAUGCGUACGAAUGGAAAUGGAAAUUUAUGCAUAUUUAUUUCCCAUUUCGAAACAAAUUUUUUCUUCUGCGCUGUGUGUCCGAUGGAUAUUUGUAAUCGAUUCGAUUUCCGAUUGCCAUCACAAAUACGCAUGAUUCAAAACAAAAAACAAUUUCACGGACUUCGACAUAAAUAAAGUAUUUUGUUUAUGGAAUAUUUUUCGCUGUCUCUCUUCAUUUUUUUCUUUUCAAAAACCAAUGAGCAUUUUUUAUUCAUCGGGGACGACACACAUGUUUUUUCUACAUUUUGCGACGCAGUUUAUAUCAACUAUGGUCAUUUUCAUGUAACAACGCGUACAAAUUAGAACACAACACUGUCUUGCAAAAAAGAGAGCGAAAAUGACGGGAUACCGUUGCUGAAAUGCGACGAUAUGGUGCGAUUAAACGAAUGUGAUAGCGUUUCAAUACGGAAUUUGAAACGAAAAUUUCAUGGAAUGUAAAAAAACUGUGUAUGCACAUCAUACAGUGAGUCGAAGUCAUUCGGUUAGUCAGCACUUCUACAGUGUGUUCCUCUCAAGUGCAUAUUCGUUUCGAAAGUAAAGUACAACAAUCGAAGAUAAAUCCUUUGCUUUAUGUAUUAUCUCAUGCCACGUUCCAUUUCGAAACGUUGCUGGCUUUGCUUUCAAAACGAACACUGUUCAAAUUUGUGUAUUUGCUUAAAUAGGAUUGAAUUUAUUCAUUGACUACUAGACGGCCAGCCAGAACGAAUAAAAUGUGAAAAAAGCGAAUAUUGACGAAAACAAAACUGUCAACGCAGUACAAACUAUAUCAAUACUAUGCAAUAAGUAGAGAUAAAUCAUAUUUUGUAUCAGCGUCUAACUAUUGUUACUGCUAUCGCUUUCGACGAUACGUGCAAGUGUCGCAUGAUUCGAUCCAAAAAUUGAAUUGAAUAAAAAACUAAUCUUGUGUAAUCCGUAUGUGUGUCGAAUAAAUAAAUCUUCUGAGACUCGGGUUCGUUCUUCAUUCAUCAGUUUUCCGUUUUUAUGCUUGAGAUAAAUGAAUGGAAAUAAAAAGGGGGAGGAAAAGACUGAUACAGAAUAAAAAUUGCAUGUGAUAAUAUUUCAUUAUUUGGUUCAUUUGUAUUCGAAAUGUAAACAGUGUGGUCCGCAUUCAAGUUAUUUUCAGCUACCUGCUCAACAGAUUUUCGUUCUGGCAUUUGUCUCUCAUUCAUCGACAGAUUAGAUAAACAAAUCUGAGUGACAGAAAAAUAUAAAAUACGACAAGCAAUUUGAAAGAGGAAGAGAAAAAUGAAAAAAAAAUUGUUUCGAAUCACAUCGAUCGAAAAUGGUGUUUCAGUUGUGGUGGAAAUCUGAAAGCAGUGACCGAUCCGUAUUUGGUUGUUACAACGUUCAAGUAUGCAUAUCCAAUUUGUUGUUCGUUCAGAAAGUCUGAAAAGGAAAGAAAAACAUGUGCAUAUAGUGCAGAAGAACAGAAGAAAAACGAGAACGGACGAUGAAAAUAAAAUUGGAAAAAGGGCAUUUUUUUCACGUAUUCAAACACUUGUUACUCUUUUUUGCUUCAAAAAGAACGUGAUGCAUGUUGGUGAUGAUCACAAAGUGUUGCAACAAAAAAAUAUGCUUUAUUACUUGUUGUUUGAAAAAAAAGGAAACAAAGAACAGAAUAGCAACAGAGUUUAAUUUUGAAAGCAGAAAAAACGCCUAUUUCGAUAAUGAACUCAAAGUACUCAGAAAAUGUAUUCGUUGAAAUGAACGAAAAUUCGAAAAUAUGCCAAAAAUGGCUGAACUGAUUGUCAAUCCGUUGUGUGAACACAUGGUCGUUCCAAAACUAAACAGACAUUUAUUUGUUUUGUAUUCCAAAUACGGCUAUCGUCUCUAUUUUGGUCGUCUAUUUUUCCCCUCUAUUGAUUACAUUGUCGACUAAAUAUGUGGUCGUGAGAGCUUGUUUGAGUAUUAAAGCAGUUUGUUGACACUUGUUCGCCACACUUGUUCCGUGAUAAAAUCUCUUGAGCCAAUAUUGAGCUUCGUCGAGUCCCCACUGAUUAAUUCAUUAGCAGCGAUUGUUGUUAAAACGUUGUCGUUCCGUCUGGUUUAUAAUUUUCCGUUUUCCCGCUAGAAGUAAAAUAUGGUUGUCGAACCAAGCGAGAGAAGAAUGGUCGGCUGUGGUGACGAUCAAGUGAAAAAUCCAAAUCCAGCCAUACUUGCGAUUUUGGAUCCAUUGCAUCGAUCUCUGUUAAACAACAAUCUGCAAUAUGACCAAGCCAGCGCAAGAGGCAAUAACGGUGACGACGAAAAAGCGUCUGUGGAAAACGAUUCGGAUGAGUAUCAUACGGCCAUAUCAACAGUCAUCACUACUGACAGCGAUGUAGUAGCAACGUCGAACAAAUUACUCGUCGACGCCAAUAAGAGUGACAGCAAAGCUAAAGGGUAUCGACAGUUGAAUCAAAUGCAUGUUGAACAACAACACCAACAACAACGAAGGAAAGCAACGACUGAUUUUGUGCAUAAAACAAACGAUACUUUUGACAGCGGCAAUCGUUUGACGGAGAAAAACAGACAAUUAAGAAAAAGUUUUGAUAAUUCAAAACAGACCUCACAACAGCACGAACAUUUGAAUGUGUUAGAUACAAAAAACAGAUGCGACACGAUCUGUAAAGCGAACGGUUCAAAUAGCACACAACAGCAACAGCAACAUCAUCGUCGCCUAGGCAAUGCGACGGCAUGGAGCAAAUCACAUGAACAAAUAACGCACAAAUUUAGUCGACGCAGCACGCGCAAUAGUUUGGAAAACAAAGCACCAUUGUCCAGUUGUUGUAAUCAGAAAGCAAACGAGGACCAUCAACACAACAUUAAUUCAAAACGAGGCUUAUGCAAACGUUUCGCAAUAACGGACUAUAGUGAUUCGAGCGAUGUAAAUAGUGAAACGAAUUUGGUCAUUGAAAACAUGCGCAAUCGUGAAUGCGAAAUGUACAGAAAGAUAUCAUUCAAUAACGGUUAUUUUGACAUGACGGACAGCAGCAGCAGCGGCAGCUACAUGCACUGCAGAAGCAAUGCGAACAGUAUUGAAACAACAUCAACGUCGCAUCACGGCAAAAACAAAAAGUGUCUGUGUAAAACGAACGAUUGGUCGAAAAAAUCACCGAAAUUUCCGGCAAAAAGAAAAUGCAGAUCAUUUCCACUCACUGAAAAUAGACAAAUUGAGCCGAAUCGACAAAUCGAACGAAAUGCUAAUUGUGAAAAUGUGAUACAGAAUGAAACAAAAUCCAGAUUAAAUUGUGCAUGUACCAAUAAUGCUGUUCAGACUCGCACUAGUGAAACCGAAACAAAUACAUACCAAACCAAUUCGCGCAAAAUUACCAUAACAAUCAGAACAAAAACGGUUCCCGAUCAAAAAACUACUAAACAACAGCAACAACCUCCACAAGUCAUCGACAAUUAUUUGACAAAUACGUGCGAAUCAAGUGAAGAGAGCGACACAACGGUCAGUGAUUAUGCGACAUUGUGUAGUGAAAGUGAUGCAAAUGCCAAACAAACGCUCGAUGGUGACAAUCAAAAUGAUUUUGAUGUUGAAUCGAUCAACGAAUCCGAAACUAAUAGUAGCAGCAGUAGUAGUGAUGACGAUGACAAUAGUUUUUUUUCAAUAAAGAGUGACAUUGAAUACCAAUCGGAAACGAGUCAAUAUUUUAAUUGCACCAGUUUUACGGACACUGAAAAUAUGCAUUUUUCAACGGAAAAAAUUCAGGUGCCGAGUGAAGAAGACGAUCAUUUGUCCGAAGAAAAUGUCGAUAUUGAAACGAGUAAGCGUAACCAAAGUGAGUUAAAUGAUAUUCAAACUACUAACGCAGUUAAACACACACAUUCCAAUAAGAGUCGUAAAGAGAGUAAAAUGGUCGCAGUGAAAAAAUCGUUGGUGCCGAUGAUAUGCAUUGAACAGGAGUUGUGCGAAAAUCGCAUCGUUACGUCGAAAAUCGAAGUAGACAAAGAAAAAAUCAAAGAAUUCAAGCGCCGCCAGAAGAAACGAACUCAGCCGAAAAUUAUCAUAGAUAGUACAUUCUCGGAGGAAAUUUUCAACGAAACAUUAAAUCGAUCGGCACAAAUUUGCUGUGAUAAAAAUGUCAUCGAUAAUAUUGUAUCGUCGCUUGAGGCUGAAAAAUGUGAACCAAACUACUACAACCAGCCAACGAAAAGUCAGAAAAAUGCCCAGAAUAUUCGAAAUAAAUUUAUCAGUGAUGAUUUUGUGUUUGAUAAACUCCAGCAAGCCAGUCCAAAGUAUACGGGCAAAUCAAUCCGACGUCUGUUAGCACAUCGCAUUGAGCAACAGUCAAUUACAAGUGUGAGACGAACACUUUUGCAGAAUGUGGCUUAUGCAAUUACCGAGAAGGAGAAAAUGCACAAACGUGAAAUGAAAAAAAUGACUGAACUGGCACCGAUCAAACCACCACGUAGUUUUACCGCAUCUUCCUCAUCGUCGCCACUUUCGAAGCAAAGUUUUGAGUCAUCCGCCACCAUUCCGAUAUCCGAAUUAAAUCGGCCAGAUCCAACAGUGAUGGGUUUUGUUAUGCCAUGCAAUAAUAAUGCACAAAAGUAUGAUGCGCCACAUGUCAGCGAAGAGACAUCGGUUCAGUUUGGAUGGGUUCGCCCUGGAAGCAUCGGGGAUAAUAACGAACCACCCACAUCUCACUACAUUACAGCCGAUCAAUUUAGCAGUUCGACACAGGACACUCAAGCUAAUUCAAUGCAAAAUAUGGGUUUUUGUAUGCCAAAAGAAGACAUCGACACCGUCGAUAGUUCGAAUCGAUCAACCAAAGAUUUUGAACGGUUUUCAGCGGUUUUAACAGAAAGCCGACAGAACAAUCUAAGCACACCAAUCAAGGAUUUUUGCAGCUCGGGCAAUAACGCCAAAUUUCGGGGCACUGAGGCACCACCAGUCACAGAUGUUCGUGUCAGCAAUCAAACAUCGAAACCAGCGGACACAUUCUGCAAGAAUUGUCAUUGUAAAGUGAAGAAAGAAAAGCCCCAACAUAUGUUUUUGGGCAAAACUGGAAAACGUAUCGGAAAGGCAGCUUUGAAGCGAACAAAAACUUUCAUUGGAACGUCAAAGAGACUUCUCACAAAACCAUCAAUAAAAGAGAGUCCAGCCAAAAAAGAGAAGAAAACCGACGAAACGAAUGAGGAAAUAUUCUCAACGCCACUCAAAGAUGGUGAUCAUACGGUUUGCAAUAAUCGUGACACAAUUUCACAGGAAAAGUGUCAGAAACGUGUGCAUAAGUCGUUGAAUUUAACGCCCAAAGAAUUGAAUCAGAAUAUCGUUGAAUUGAAUCCAAGUCCAAAGCGCACAGCCGCAGUUUCGAAUUCGAGACUGUUGACAGAUGCGGCAAAGCCAACUGAUGAUUCUGAACAGUAUGCUACGCCUGAUGAGGUAUUUGAUUUUGAUCGGGUUGUUAAUCUGCCACCUGAACAAGAGAAAAUUGCCAAACGAUCUCCAUCGAAGAUGAUUUUAAAGCUGGCAAAAUCGUCAAAGAAACUGUUUCAAAUGAAAGGCCGAGACAAGGAGAAGCAACGACGAUCGAGUACAGACGAAUCCACUCACUAUUACAAAGCAAACGAUUACGAUGAAAUUGACAAUAAAGUAUUGAUAAUGGGUGAAAUGCUAUCUGAGAUGAGGAAACGUAUUGAAAACGGUCAGGGUAGCAGCAGUAACAUCGAUGAGGACACACAUGAACGACCACCAUCCGCCAAAAAGUGCCUGUUCAGCCGAGAUCGAACCAUUUCGACAAGCAGCGGAGAUCUUUUGGAACAAGAUUCAUUAGUCGAACAAAUUGCCACAAUCGAUUUACACGACGAGCCUGAACCGUUGUACGCUGAAAUUGAAACAACACGAUCCACAAAGGUGCAAGAAACAAUGUAUCAUAGUUGCCGAGAGGAUGAGGUAAAUGCAAUCAAAAGUUGUCCAUCGGAAGCAGUUCAGCUGAAGGAAGUGUACAUAAACGAUCGUGCCAAUUCAAAGCCCAACAAAUAUAUUAUGGUAAAUAAUAACCCUAAAAUUUUAUAUGCCACUGUCAAUCGUGGUUCGAUGCAGACGAGGAGUUUGGAGACGAUUGAAUCAAGGACGGAACAAAGUGAAGAUCAAGUUGAUGGUGAAACGGAUGACAAAAAAAGUUUUCUAUUGAGCUCGAGCUAUGAGUCGCUUGACAUGAGUCUUAUAAAUGACUUUGCAACAGUUGUUCAAUCCGAAUUGGAUGAAUGCCAAUUCAAAAUGAAUGAAAUGUUUACAACGGCAACAACGAACGAUCCGGAUCAAACUAGCUACGAUGAAGUCGACGCACUCAAACAUGAUCGCAAAUCAAAUUCUGGCUCCGAAUCAAUUGCGACUAGCGAUAUGAAUAGCGGCUGCUCGUCAUUCUAUCGGAAAAGCCAGCAAAUUGUUUCCAAUCGACCGAGGAAAACUUUGAGUGACUUUGUGGAUACAUUGUCUUUUGAUACGGUCGGAACUGGCAGCUAUUGUGAAAGUUUAAGCCGAGGCAAUGACUUGAAUAGCGAAAUUAAGGAUACAAUCACGAGCUUGGAGUACAUGCCAAGUGAAAUGGGCGAUUCAACCGAUUUAUCAAAUGAUUUUGCCACAAAUAUUGCAUUCCGCAGCUGUCUAACGGAUAACAAUUCGUCGAAAGGCUCAGCCAAGUUCGUAUCAUUCAAUCGGCCUAAUUGCAACUCAUUAGGUUCUUCGCCCAGCUCAUCACGAACGUUUAGCAAGAUUGAGUCGCCAUCGAAAACAUUGCGGAAAAUGUCACCAAGCUUAAAAGCCAUUAAAACCAAAUUCCGUAAUUCGUUUCGAUUAGAUCGAAAAUCAGCUAGCAAAAACGACAGCUACGCAACCGACGGAAUCGGAUCGGAUGAAAUGAGCGAGGUGAAAUCAUGUGCAUCAACGUCGUCAAGUGGAUCAAGCGCCGAUUUGCAACGAAAGAAAUUAUUCGAAUCGAUCUGUAGCCGCUUUGAAACCAUGCCAAAUGAAAGUAUGGCAAAUGGAGCCAAAAUGAACAGUUUGAUCGAACGGAUUCGUCAGCAGCAGGAGAUGCGAAAAUCCAUUCUAAAUGCGCUGGAAGUGUGUCGAACCAAUAGUGAAUUUCAUAAUUCACGUGAGUUGGUAGAAGCCGAACAAUUGAUGCUGAUGUCAAGUCUCAAAGAGUGUUCAGCCUUGGAAAAACUGAUUGAAAUGUGGCAGAGUGAUGGCGAAACGGUUGAGAGGGUGAACGAUUUGGGCGAAGGUGUUUUAACUAUCAAAUACAUGGAAUUCGAAUUGAAGGUUGACACAAUAUUCGAUACGCAUUUCAAUUAUUUCUACUUGUGUGUUUGCUCUUAUCGCGACCAAGUGGAAUUUACCGACUCAAGGGAACGCACCGACAACCGAAUCGUAUUCAAUAACUUGAAAAUGCAAUUCCAUAAUUUAACGGCAGAUUUUGAGAUCCGUGUCGAAAUCUACGCACUGCGUCUUAGGAAAAAUGUGCCAACUGAAAAGAGUUCCGAGCCAUUCAUACCAAAAUGUGAUUCCUCACGUUUUCGUUUGCAAGGAAAAACGUUGCUCACGUCAACGAAUCUGUCGCGCAAGCACGUUUCGUCGUCGUAUCAUUCGCCACGAAAAUUACAGCGCAAUUCAAAUGGAAAGUACGUGUACACUUCAUAUGGUCUUAUAUCACCAGCCAUCGUUUUGUGUGGUCAGGGCAACACUUUGUGUGAUUCGCUCAAAAUUGGAUACCAAGAGCAACUCUACUUCCUCGAUUCCAAGGCCAAUGGUUUUCUCAACAUCGCCGAUUCAAAGCAAAAGUGGGAUCGUUUGUGGUGUCGCAUCGAUGGAUUCUCCAUGAAUUUCUGGAAUUAUCCACAAGACGUGAAUGAUACGCAAUCACCAAUUUUAACCUUGAAUCUUGACCAAUGCAACUAUCGAACAAAGUCAUUGCUUGUUGAUCGAGAAAUUUGUCCGCGACCACGAACUUUCAAAAUCGACGUUGUGCAUGCCGUUGACCCAGAAAAACGUGACCGCAACCGAUGUAUUCAAUCGUAUUUCAUUUCGGCCGAGAAUCAAUUGGAUUUAGAGCUCUGGUUAAGCGAAAUCCAGAAAAUUUUCGAAAUGAUCAAAAGCUGGAAUAUUUAAAUUAAAGAAAAAAAAACAAACUACUACUAUAAGGCUCCAAGAACACAUAUGAUUUGAAUUGAAUUCCAAUAAAAAACGAACAUUCUUCCGACUUUCAUCAUUUGAAAUUAACAUAAAUGUUAAUGGCAACGAGUGAGAAUAUCAAUUAAAACACCUUCAAUCGUGUAUGUAAUGCGUUCAUUUUAUUCUGUUUUAUUUUUCCCCAAUGUUUUCCUUUGUUUUAAUUUUUUCAAUAAAAUUUCGUAGAAGUUAAAAA